CACUUUCAGCCCCUCUGACUGUUCACAGGGUGUCUUUUCUUUGAGCUCUCCUUGGUGCUGGUUAUGCAGGAGGUUCCUGUCUCUCGGGCCAGGUCACCCAGGGCUUCAAUUACUUGCUUCUCCUCUCCUAGGUCCACUGUUAACAGUCUCUACACUUUUCCAAGAACAGCGGAAAAUGAGUGAAUCCCAGGGGCCAGUGUCAUUCAAGGAUGUGGCUGUAGACUUCACCCAGGAGGAGUGGCAGCAGCUGGACCCUGAUGAGAAGACAACCUACAGGGAUGUGAUGCUGGAGAACUAUAGCCAUUUCGUCUCGCUGGGGUACGACAGCACCAAACCAAAAGUGAUCGUCAAGUUGGAGCAAGGAGAAGAGCCGUGGGUAGCAGAAGGUGAAUUUCCCUGUCAAGGUCAUCCAGAAGUUUGGAAAGUUGAUGACCUGAUAGAGAGAAUCCAAGAAAAUGAAGAUGCACCUUCAAGGCAAGCUGUUUAUAUCGACAGCAAAACCCUGAUUGAAGAGAGAGAGAAUGCGUUUGAUAAAACUUAUAAUAUGGAAACAAGCCGUGUUCCUUCAAGCAUAAUAUCUCAUAAUUGUGUCUCAUGUGGAAAGAAUUUAGAAUCUACUUCAGAAUUAAUUAUUAGUGAUGGAAGUUAUGCAAGAAAGAAACCUAAUGAGUGUAGUGAAUGUGGGAAAACAUAUGGAGAGAAACCCUAUGAAUUUCAGAAUGAAGAAGGCUAUUCUCAAAAUGAAGAAAAUAUUCUUCAGAAAAUUAAUAUUUUGGAUAAACCCUUUGAAUAUAAUGAAUGCAUGGAAGCCUUAGGCAAUGAAGACGUUUUCAUUACUCAUAAGAGAGCUUACAUGGGGGAGAAGCCCUAUGAGUGGAAUGAUUCUGGAUCAGACUUCAUCCAGAUGUCAAAUUUUAAUGUAUACCAGAGAUCACAAAUGGAGUUGAAGCCAUUUGAAUGCAGUGAAUGUGGAAAGUCCUUCUGUAAAAAGUCAAAAUUCAUUAUACAUCAGAGAGCUCACACAGGAGAGAAACCUUAUGAAUGUAAUGUAUGUGGGAAAUCCUUCAGCCAAAAGGGAACCCUCACCGUACAUCGGAGAUCACACUUAGAGGAGAAGCCCUAUAAAUGUAAUGAGUGUGGGAAGACCUUCUGUCAGAAGUUACAUCUCACUCAGCAUCUGAGAACUCAUUCAGGAGAGAAACCCUAUGAAUGUAAUGAAUGUGGGAAAACCUUCUGCCAAAAGACACAUCUCACCCUACAUCAGAGAAAUCAUUCAGGAGAGAGACCCUAUCCAUGUAAUGAAUGUGGGAAAUCCUUCUCCCGAAAGUCAGCUCUCAGUGACCAUCAGAGAACGCACACGGGAGAGAAACUUUAUAAAUGUAACGAAUGUGGGAAAUCCUACUACCGAAAAUCUACCCUUAUUACACAUCAGAGAACACACACAGGAGAGAAGCCCUAUCAAUGUAGUGAAUGUGGAAAAUUCUUUUCUCGAGUGUCAUACCUCACUAUACAUUAUAGAAGUCAUUUAGAAGAGAAACCCUAUGAAUGUAAUGAAUGUGGGAAAACCUUCAAUUUAAAUUCAGCCUUCAUUAGACAUCGGAAAGUACACACAGAUGAGAAACCCCAUGAAUGUAGUGAAUGUGGAAAGUUCUCUCAGUUCUCAUAUCUCACUGACCAUCAUACAACUCUUUUAGGAGAGAAACCCUAUGAAUGUAAUGAAUGUGGGAAAACCUUCCUUGAAAAUUCAGCCUUGAAUGGGCACCAGUCACUUCCAAAAGGGGAGAAGUCCUAUGAAUGUAACAUAUGUGGAAAAUUGUUCUCAGAGUUGUCAUACUACACUAUACAUUAUAGAAGUCAUUCAGAAGAGAAACCUUAUGGAUGUAGCGAAUGUGGGAAAACCUUCUCCCAUAAUUCAUCCCUCUUUAGACAUCAAAGAGUACACACAGGAGAAAAACCCUAUGAGUGUUACGAAUGUGGAAAGUUCUUCUCUCAGAAGUCUUAUCUCACUAUACACCAUCGAAUUCAUUCAGGAGAGAAGCCCUAUGAAUGUAGUAAAUGUGGAAAAGUCUUCUCUCGUAUGUCAAACCUCACUGUACACUAUCGAAGCCAUUCAGGAGAGAAGCCCUAUGAAUGUAACGAAUGUGGAAAAGUCUUUUCACAGAAGUCAUACCUCACUGUACAUUACAGAACUCAUUCAGGAGAGAAGCCCUAUGAAUGUAAUGAGUGUGGGAAAAAAUUCCACCACAGAUCAGCCUUCAAUAGCCAUCAGAGAAUUCAUAGGAGAGAGAAUAUGAAUGUACUUGAUGUGGAAAAUCUCCUGUGAAGUCAGAUUUUAUUUUAGAAAACCCUCUGAAUAUAAUGAAUAUGGGAAAUCCAAUAGGCAGUCAAAUGUCAUUGUUUGAAAGUUCAUGUUUCUGAAUGAGGAAGAACGUUUAGGCGUUAGAGUCAUUUUAACCUGAAUUUUCACAGAACAGAAUCCCUAAGAAUG
Molecule: messenger RNA, 2488 nt
Organism: Ceratotherium simum simum (southern white rhinoceros)
Lineage: Eukaryota; Metazoa; Chordata; Mammalia; Perissodactyla; Rhinocerotidae
Gene: RBAK
Product: RB associated KRAB zinc finger
Biological process (GO): regulation of transcription by RNA polymerase II
Cellular component (GO): nucleus
Molecular function (GO): RNA polymerase II transcription regulatory region sequence-specific DNA binding; DNA-binding transcription factor activity, RNA polymerase II-specific
Source: RefSeq, a predicted model, not a curated record